Messenger RNA from Dibothriocephalus latus, 243 nucleotides. Lineage: Eukaryota; Metazoa; Platyhelminthes; Cestoda; Diphyllobothriidea; Diphyllobothriidae. The record is from the annotation of a GenBank genome assembly.
CAGGGAAAUGCCGAAAUCAACACGGUUCUCAGCGCAGAGAUUGAGGACUUUCAAGCCGUACGUGCCCGUCUUUUAUCCUUUUUGGAGAAGCGAUUAACUGGAUUUCGGUACUACUUCCCCUUCAAUCGGCCGGAGGCAGCCCUGGAAAACUUGCUUAUCCUCAUGGAAAGGGUAAGUGUUAGAAUUCUCUUAAUUCAAGCACUGUUGCCAGCCCCAGUUGUAAAACGUAAAGUAGGCCGAUGA